UUAUGCAGAUCCUCUCCAAGUGGGAUAGUUCUGUGCUUCUGCCAUGGGAGCAGGUGGUCGAAGGUUGUUUUGAUGAGGUUACAAAGCUCCUCCCCUCUUUCCCCAAGCAGCAGUCCAAUGUACGUCAGCAGUAAUUGUAUGCCUUACACUGCUGUACAGUGAGGCUGAGUGUAAAAGACAUAUCAAAAAGAGGUAUCAAACUGAGACCUAGAUGUUCCUUUUCAAUGAUUGCUCAUUUCCAUGAGCCAUGCUUGGGAUAAAGACUUCAGUGCAGUCAAGAUAAAAGAGAGAAAAUCUGUUGCCUAAAUAGGAGGCUUUUAAUGAGGAUGUGAGCCCCUGGGAGCUGGAUUCUGAAGUAGAAGGAUGCUGCCUGCUGUUCUCUUGUCAUUUCUUCAGUUGCUUCUCUCCCCUUUUCCAAUGGGCCUAGUAAGCGGGAACUAUCCAAGGUACUAGGAUGCUGGAAGCUUUGCUUUUGAAUGCAGACGGUUUGCAGAAACAGAGAAGAAACAGAUUACUGCUUAUUUCAGAAGAAUCUAUUCAAAUGAGGCACCUUAGCAAACCCGGGUGAUUGCAUUUGGUAUUGUAAUCAUCUAUGUGGCAAAGUGGGUAAAAAUCAUCCAAUUUCUUCUCUGCUGGACCUCAAAUCAGAGAGCUGUGUGGGUGUACCCAUCCAUUACCUAUGCCCUCUUUUCUCUGAGUGUUGAUUUAAAGAAGGAAGUACCUAUCUUCUUCUGCUACAGCAUUUUACCGUGAAAACUUUCAAGGCUAUUCUAUCUGAUAGGAAGAAGAUCAAUAAGACACUGAUAUCUAGUGAUGAAGAAUCUGAUAGUAUGGACACUUUCGCCAUCCAGAUAUAAUGCACUUUAAUUGAAGAAAAAACUGAGCUGAACUACAAGUCUGUUUCUUAUGGUUCUGGAAUACUCCUGCAGACUGCACUGAGAUAAAGCACGGGAAAGGGCUUUGACAGACACAAGUCACCUUUUGAUUAUUGCACUUAGCUGUCCCUGGGGACUUAAAUUUUGGAGAGUGUUUCUUCCUUUUUAACAUGAUCUCCUGCAAGAUGAUGAGUUCUAAUUCAGAGGAGGACACUUUGGAUGCUUUUCUCCAGUAUAUAGAGGAUAUGGGAAUGAAGGCCUAUGAUGGCUUGGUUAUUCAAAAUGCAUCAGACAUUGCUCGAGAGAAUGAUCGCUUACGGAAUGAAACAAACCUGGCUUACUUGAAAGAAAAGAAUGAAAAGCGCCGCAAACAAGAAGAAGCAAUAAAACGCAUAGGUGGAGAAGUUGGGCGAGGGCACGAAGGAAGUUAUGUGGGCAAACAUUUCCGAAUGGGAUUUAUGACCAUGCCUGCUCCUCAGGACAGACUUCCUCAUCCUUGCUCGAGUGGCUUUUCCGUGAGAUCCCAGUCCCUUCAUUCAGUGGGUGGCACGGAUGAUGACAGCAGCUGUGGCUCUCGGAGACAGCCUCCACCCAAGCCAAAGCGGGACCCCAGUACAAAACUGAGCACUUCAUCAGAGACGGUCAAUGCCACAGCAACUGGUAAAAGCGUCAGACUCCCAGAGAGGACUGAAGGGCCAGUCAAACCCAGACCCCACAGUGAUGAAUAUUCCAAGAAGAUCCCUCCUCCUAAACCUAAGCGAAAUCCAAAUACCCCUAGCACAUCUUUUGAUGAAACCUACAUCAAAAAGCAGGGCUACAAGACUUCGCUGACACGGGACACAUCCUUAUCGCAGGUGAGCAGUCCUGCUCUAGAUACUGAGGAAGAGGAGCCUGUGUACAUUGAAAUGGUGGGGAAUAUUUUAAGAGACUUCAAAAAAGAGGAAGAUGACCAAAGUGAGGCAGUUUAUGAGGAAAUGAAAUAUCCUAUUUUUGAUGAUGUCGGCCAAGAGUCAAAAUGUGAAUUUGACCAUCACAGCUGCUCUUCUCAGUGUGCUACGCCCACAGUGCCUGACUUAGACUUCGCCAAGUCCUCAGUGCCAUGUACUCCAAAGGGUUUGCUUUGUGAUAUUCCCCCUCCCUUUCCAAACUUACUGUCCCAUAGACCCCCACUGUUGGUGUUUCCACCAGCGCCUGUCCAGUGUUCCCCCAAUUCUGAUGAGUCACCUCUAACUCCACUUGAGGUCACAAAGCUUCCUGUGUUGGAAAAUGUGUCUUACAUCAAACAGCAGGCUGGAGCUUCUCCAUCAUCACUGCCAUCUCAUGCCUCUGGUCAUCCCAAAUCAGAGAAAGACCAGACAAUAGCUCAUGGACCAUCUUCUUCUUCCUCUUCGGUUCAUUCUUCGUCACCUCCCCACCCUUCCACUUUAUAUAGAACACCAUCUCCACAUGGAUACCCUAAAAGUCACUCUGCUUCACCUUCUCCUGUUAGUAUGGGGAGGUCGCUUACUCCCCUAAGUCUCAAAAGACCGCCUCCCUAUGAAUCUUUACAUUCAGGAAGCAUCUCUAGAAGCUCUCCAUCAGUGCCUCAUUCUACAGCCAGAAACACACUACAGGAAGGAGGGAAGAUGGUAAAUGCCUCUGUCAAUACCUAUGGGUCAUCUCAGAGUGGCUCCCGCUCCAGAACACCAACAAGUCCUUUAGAAGAGCUCACCAGCCUCUUUACCUCAGGACGAAGCUUGCUGAGGAAGUCCUCCAGUGGAAGGAGAUCAAAAGAACCUGCAGAGAAACCAACAGAUGAGCUGAAGAUAAGAAGCCACAGUACAGAACCACUACCAAAGUUGGAAAACAAAGAGAGAGGCCAUCAUGGGGCAUCUUCCUCUAGAGAGCCAAUAAAAGCUCAGGAAUGGGAUGGAACACCAGGGCCACCAGUAACAUCCAGUAGACUGGGAAGAUCAUCUGUUAGUCCAACCUUGUUAGCAGGAAACAGCAGCUCAGAGCCUAAAGUAAGCUGCAGAUUAGGUCGCUCUGCAUCCACAUCAGGUGUGCCUCCUCCAUCAGUUACUCCUCUCAGGCAAGCCAGUGAUCUGCAACAGAGCCAGGUGGCAUGCAUGCAGUGGUUGCAUGGAGACCAUACAAUGUUGGAGAUGAUUGAGAAAAAGCGCUGCUUGUGCAAAGAGAUCAAGGCGAGACAGAAAACAGAAAAGGGACUUUGCAAACAAGACAGCAUGCCAAUUCUACCAAGCUGGAAGAAGAAUACAGGGACAAAGAAGUACAGUCCUCCGCCAUAUUCUAAACAACAAACAGUGUUUUGGGAUACUGCGAUAUGACAAAUAUGAGGUGCCACAAACUCCACAAGACUAUUAUUUCACUUUUAUUGGGGGGGGGAUGAUCACCAGGCCUGUGUAAGAGGGUAUUGGUCAAUAUAUAACUUCUUUACUGGUUAUAAAAUUGCAACACUGCCUUUGGAAAACCACGUUAAGUUUUGCUUACUUAAAACAAGUCCAAGGCAAAUCAACUUUACCAACAAAUUAAGGUGUGUUUAUUGAGAAUUUUUUUAAUCCAAAAGAUAUUUAAAAUGUAAAUAUUUUACUAGUCUAUUGAAAGAAAACACCUGAAAUAGUACACAUAUAUACAUAUAUAAUUUACAGAUGUAUCAAGAGUUUUACUAUAUAAUGUAUUAAACAGUUUAUUUUCUAUUUUCUAUGUAAUCCCCUAAUUGGUUUUCUUUUCCUUACCCAUCUAAAUUUGUCUUCUGUACAAAAGCAUGUAACUAUAAAUCAUUGUUCAGCAGUAUAAUAUAUGAGUAAAUCUGGUGCUGGAAUGGUAGAAGUUGAAUAUCACCAUAUUCAUUAGGCACAUCUGUUACUUUUUAUUUUUAUUAAAAACUAGACAGGAAAUUAAUGCAAAUGUAGCACCUAAUUUGGAUGUCCACAUCACAUUAAAACCAAUCUCUUUUGCUACAUUAGUUUUUAAGGAGUUUAUCUUAAAUACCCCUCUUGUUUAUAUUAAAUAAUGGUUAGCCAACUCUCCAGGGACAGUUAUUUGGAUAUACUUGGCUAACCUAGUAGAAUAACUUUACUUUAGAAAUGUCUGUAGGGAUACAUUUCCUUGCAUUGUUGAUUUGAUUAGAGGAGACCAGGGUUCACUGUGACUAUGAAAAAGGAUAUCAGAAUCUGAAGAAUUAUACUGUUUUCUAGAAGGUUUCUUUUUUUUUCUUAUGGCAAUGUAGCCACAAUUCCUGACAAAUGGAAGACUGAAGGGUUUGAGGAUAUGUGUUUUUAUUUUUUUACCUGAGAAAAAAAGAAAUGAUGAAAGUCAUUCAAGAUUUGUUUACAUUGCUUUUUUUUUAUUUGUGUGUGUACUCAAAUGUUUCCCAAAUUAGCUACAUUUAAGAUCGAAAUCCCAUUUCUACAAUAUCAUCAAUUAAUUUUAAGAUAUUCAGGUCCAUGCAGAAUUCCCCUUUGUAUGAAAAUAUACCAUGACCACAACCAAAGAAUUGCGACUUUUAUUUUAUUGUUUUGAUUUAUUUCAAAGGAAAAAAUGGGAUGGGUCCAAUUGUAUAUGAUGGUGGGAUUUGUGUUAAAAGCUAUAUAUCUUCCAAAAGCAACUUAGUAAAAAUUAGAAUAUUGCCACGGAUUAAUAAAUAGUAAAUGAUCACAUAUAUUUUGUAUAUUUAAAUGACUAUGCUUCUUAAAUUUGACAGCAUGAACAUUCUUUAAAAAUCACUACUAUUCUUUGAAAAAAGUGUGUUUUUUUGACAUCACUGUCAUAUUGGAUUUCCUUUUUUAAAAGAUAUUGACGGCAAUGCUACAGUGCUGGUCAAUAAAACCAAAUAUAACAGAAUUUCAUAGUUUUUUGUAAUCUAUAUUGCUAAACCUUGAGUAAUGCUUUAUCAGUGUAGUUCCUUUCAAGCCUUUGAGAUAUUUUAAAGAUAAUUUUAAUAAUUUAUAGCUAAUGUAUAUUUUGAUGUCCAAACUCAGAAUUCUGUAUGAGAUAAGGAAAAAAAAGGUAAGUGUUUGUAUAUACAUGUGAGAGUGAAUAUGCAGGAAAUAUUUGCAAAAGCAAAUUAAGAGUAAGAGGAUUUUCCAUAGUGGAGGCAGGGGAAUAAAAAUGAUAAACAUAAUUAUAGGAAGUUAUGAAAAGAUCUUUAGCACUUCAAGAUAAUCCUUGUCCCUAAAAUUUACCAGUUGUAUGUUGUUUCAAAUCCAACCACCACUGACUUAUAAAAAUCAAUGCUUUUAUGAAAACACAUUGAUUUAAAGAAAAUGUUUAUGAUAUUAGUUAUUUACCAUUCAUUUAAGUAAGUCUUAUCACAGAGAUCCAACCAAGUCAAGUUCAAGAGACAAACUACUCUUAAAUAUAAGGGUAUAUUUGGAGCAAAUGUACUAAUCUUUGCCAUAAGCAUGAAACUUAUAUUGAGGAAAUAACUUUUUAAAGAAGAUAUAAAUGUGCUAUCACUUCUUACCUAACCUCUUUUAACUAGGAAAGAGAACUGGUAUUAAGCGUACAACUUGACAGAUGGGUAACUCAAGUAGAAGUGUUUAAUUUUGAUGGAACCAAUUUUUCAUCUACAAACAUUUGAUUCUCUUGUAUAACUUUUCCAGUUUCUUAGGUUAGGAUACAUAUUUUCAUGUAACUUCUCCUAAGCCUAAUCCAAAUAUGAUGCAAUUGGGUGAUAUGAAAAAGUGACAUCACUGUGAUUCAAGUUCUGAUACUUCCAUUAUAUGCCUAUGAAAUUGUUAAUUGCAUAUAUCUAAUCAAAUCCAGUGAACUUUUAUUAAGCAAUGAAGAUAUGCAAUAUGCAAAGCACUGUGGUGGGUGCCAAAGACAAAAAAUUAAAACUGCCUUCAUUAAUCUUAUAUUGGAAUGGGAAUGAAUUUGUGUGAGAAAAGCCUUCAUUGACUGGUUUGCUUACUACAAAAAGUAUUUCUCUCUUCUCUCAUUAUUUCUUUACUUGAAGCUUAAUAGACAAAGUAAAGUGGAAAGACAAACUCUUGAGAACCAGAAAGAAGACAAGUCGAUCUAAGCUGAUAAUCAAAAGUAAAACACAAAAUUUACAAACACUUGGAUUGACCUGAUUAGUUAUCUUAAAUCAGGUAUGACAUGGUCAUCAGGUUGCUUUGCUACAGUCUACUAAUUCAGCUCCAAGGUCAAGAAAUAGAUUCGUUGGUAGUCAGGGAGAUAGAUUUUCUGUAUACAGUUCCCCUAAGUAGAAAUUAAAUAAAAUUUUUGAAGUGAAAGUGAGAAAAUGGGGGAAAAGGAAAAGCCCAAAUUCAAUAUGAUAAUACUACUACUAUUACACAGAAACACACACACGCAUAUCAGUGUAUUUCCUGGCAUAGUAUUUCUUUCUUAUCAUAUAAAUGUAGGCAUCCAUCUUUUCCCAAGUAGAUGUAAUUAAAACAUACAUGACACAAUUAGUGAUCUCCAGCACUAGUUGAUAAGACCCACAUUUGUAAAACUGAUUUCUAAAACCUACCACUAUAAUUUUUUAAGAAAAUAAGGUAAAAUUUUAUAUCAUUUUGCUCAUAUAACUAUUUAACUUAAGAGAUGAAUUCAAUCAAACAGGGUCUUGCACAUUUUAAGCAUUCCAGAAAUCUUUCUGGACUUAGUAAACGAAGGCUGACAUGACUAAAUUAUAGCUUUAUAAAUCAGUUCUCUGUCUAGACUCAGCUAUACUCAGGUAGUAAGUGGAAUAUUUCUUCAAGGUUCCCAUAUUGUUCAGUAGCAUGCUUUUAAUGUUUAGCUUAGGCUGUUUCUAUAUGCCUAAAUUAGAUGGAGAGUUUUGAUUUACUUCAAUGCUCUCAUGAGUGAAAAUAGUUGCAGCAGUUGUUUGACAAAUGUGUCUAGUCAAGUCAGAAAUCAAUGUGUGUAUACAGAUAAGCUUAGCAUCAUCCAGAUGCUGUUAAGAGGAAGGGGAUUAUCCAAUGGCCUAAGAUAGAAUGCCAUCAGAGUGCUUAAUUCAUGUCCUUUAUUUGCAUAUGAAAUGCAGAGAAUGCCAGUAGCUUAUAAAGCAAAGACCAAUUCAUUAUUACAAGUACAUAUUUGAGCUAGUCAGGCCACAAAAUGCUUUGACUAACUCACCCUGCCUACUGACAGUCCAUGGAAACACAAAUCAAUGACUUAGUCCUUUCUGACUUAUCCAUUCUAAUCGGGAAUACUAUCUUCUCCAUCUUCAUCUGCCCUAUGGUGCACAGUACAAUGCCUUGCACAGAGAAUGCACUGGAUAAUUAUUUACUGCAUCAGAUUUAAUUGAAUUACAUUGGAUGGGAGGCCAAGUUGGUAUUUGCACACCUGGGGCAAUUAAUUAGACAAUCACCAACAUUCCCAAGUUGAAAUUUUUAUAUGGCAAAGAAGCAUUGUUUAAGCAAUUAAUGUUUGAUAUUUGUAUAUAUGCCUUCUAUUUAAUGUUUUCCAGAUCAAGUAGAUAAUCAAAACAAAUGACUGGAAUGCAUUAAAACUAAUUUACAAACACAUAAUGUCUGUUUAUAUGUAAGCAUCUUCAGGCACACAUAUAGUAUGCCAAUGGAAUUAUGUAAAUCAAUAAUGGACUAACAGGUUUUUUUGCAAUGUGAGUAACUACUCUUGAACUCAGUGACUUGAGGGUUGGAAGGAAUUUAAAACAGGUUUGGUAUUUGGAUCAAUGUCUUCUUGGCAAAUAGGUAUAUUGAAGGAAUAAAGAAAUAACUCACGGAGUUUCCCUGUAACCAUAGGUUUCAAAUUUAGGGAUGAAUAUGAAUAUUUAGGGAAGAAUAUAGUUGGGGUUGGCCCCAGCAAAAAAGAUAGUUAAACAAUCUUUUGAGGUGUUUUAUGACCUUCCCAGAGAAUUGGUUUCCUCAUCCCUAAUGUAACUGCAUUGACACAUGUAUGCACCCACAUACAGUAUACAUACUGUAUAUAUUUAUAAAACGUUUAGUAUGCACUUCUUUCUUUGGAACUCUUGGAGUUAAGCUUUCUAGUGUAGCAAUUUGUGUAAAGUGCACUGUGAUGACAAGAAAGCACAGUCAAAUCACAAGUCUUGUUAUUCUUGCACUAAAAAAAUGUGUUUACGUAUUUAGCCACUGUAUGUUUACUUUAUCACUCUUUUUGAAAAAAUUAAAAGAAUAGCUACUAAUAAAUGAUAUAAGAUAGUAUGUUUUUUAGUGGAUAAUGGCACUACAUUUUUAAAAGACAGGGUUUUUAAAAGAGAGGAAACCAUUCAAACUCCAUUUCAUUCUGAUGUAACAUGUUUACCAAUAUCUUAAUAACUGAAUGUUCUAUUGCUUUCUUCAUGUGUCAUUAGAAGUGUCAGGUCUGUGCCUGAAAAUAUGUGCAAGGAAGAAUAGGUAGCAGAUUUCUGUACUCAUGUAUUUCUUAACCAUUUCUACAUACACAAUCUACACACAGAUAUUAUCAUUUCUUUUCAUUUUGUACUUGAUUUUUUAAGUGAUAUGUAAUUAUAAAUGUACUUUGAUACUUCUGAAGUAAGAAUUUGUUGUUUGGGGAAACAAAGUUUUUUGAUUUCCUAGUGCAUUGAAAAUAUUUUACAAUCCUUUUGUGCUUACUGAUUUGUGAUCCUGUGUAAUUAUAAUA
Molecule: messenger RNA, 8447 nt
Organism: Dromiciops gliroides (monito del monte)
Lineage: Eukaryota; Metazoa; Chordata; Mammalia; Microbiotheria; Microbiotheriidae
Gene: NYAP2
Product: neuronal tyrosine-phosphorylated phosphoinositide-3-kinase adaptor 2
Biological process (GO): neuron projection morphogenesis; phosphatidylinositol 3-kinase/protein kinase B signal transduction
Source: RefSeq, a predicted model, not a curated record